UCUGCUGCGUAGCAUUCCACAACAAAGACUCUUGCUCAACCUGCUUCUCUGCUGACUGUUGUGAUUUCCACAACUGGGUCUUUUAUUGAGAAUAGGAAAACAUUCAUCUCCAAGGCAGGUUACUUUCCUGGAGUCAUGAACUCCAGCUAGUCUUGCUUUAUUUACCUUACAUUUGGUUCCACUAGAAGUGUACUGGUAGUGAUACUGUCCUCUGGAACAUUCUUACUACAUUUGCAUUUUUUCUUUGGUGAAGAAGCUUUUAGCAUAUGUGAUAGUCACUUACUCUAGUCUAAGGAGGAGACCACUGUCCAAAUAGAUUAAUCCUAAAAAAGUGUUAAUUAUAAAUGAUCAAGAUUGUGUCACACAUAACACUCCUCGAAAACUAGAGAAAAAGCCUGUUGGUAAAAAGAAGAUGGGAUUCCCCUCACUUUUGUUGCUAUUAUUCUAUACUGUAUUUGUUUUCUAUAGCUGCAGAGAAAUCAUCACAAGUUUAGUGACUUACACCACCAGAAGUUUUUCAUCUCACUGUUUCUUCUGGUCAGAAAUCUGGGCACAGCAUGGAUAGAUCCUCUGCUCAGGGCCGCAGUCAAACAGUUGGCUAAGGUUGGGAUCCUGGUUGAGCUCACUAGCUGUUGGCAGCAUUUAUUUUCUUGUGGUUGUAGCACUGAGUUUCCUAGUUGCCUUCUAGAUGUUGGCCAGAAACUACUUUCAGCGCCUCAGUGCUGUCUGACGUUCCUUGACAGAAAGCCCCUCCAUUUCAAGUCAGCAACAGUGUACCAAAUCUUCCUCAUGCUUUGAGUCUCUGACUUACCCUUCUGUAAUCAGUUGGACAAAACUUUCCGCUUUUUAUGAGAUGAUGUCAUUCGGCAGCAGUCACUGAGUGUAGUGGACUCUCCUCUCGUUCAUGCACCUCCAUCGGCUUCCUCAGCAACCAUGUCUGAUAAACCUGAUGUGGCCGAGACUGAGAAAUUUGAUAAGUCAAAACUGAAGAAGAUAGAAACACAAGAGAAAAAUCCACUGCCUUCUAAAGAAAUGAAUGAACAGGAGAAGCAAGCAGGCGAAUUGUAAUGAGGCCCACACUGCCAGUAUGCACUGUACAUUCCACAAGCAUUGCCUUCUUAUUCUAUUUCUUUUAGCUAUUUAACUUUGUAAGCUGCGAAGAGGUUGGAUCAGUCUAAAUGACUGUGCUGCCCCUUUUCACAUGAGAACUACUGACGAUGAAGGCUGCACCUGCCUCUCCCAUCUUCCUCCCUGGCUGGCAGGGAAGGGAAAGAACUUGCAUGUUGGUGAAGAAAGAAGCUAGGUGGGGUGACAGUGAAAUAUAGAGUGAAAACCAAGCUAUUCUAAGGUGUUCUGCAGGCUCUAAGGUGCAGUUUAAUUAGAGUGCCAUUUUUUUUGUUAGAAUAAUUUUAAUUAUUCGAAUGCGCAAUUUUUUAAAUGUGCAAAUAAAAAGUUUUAAAACCUGGGGGGAAAAAGAGAUUACAUGAUUAAGUCAAGCCAUUUGGAUUAUCCCUUAUUUUAAGGCCCAGUGAUUUGUGACCUUAAUUACAUCUUCAAAAUCCCAUCAUAGCAGCCCUUCGGUUAAGCUUGAUUGAAUCACCAGGGUCUUGAAACUUUGUGGAGGCCUCUCACGCUUCCACGUACAUUAUGCUAUGCACAGACAUGUAUGUUUACAUAAUAGGUGAUAUUUAGAGAGUAAAGGGAUUGAGAGACUCCCAAGUGUUAUAAAAUUAAAAUAAAGAAAAAACAAACAAGAACUUCCUUCUUUAGUCCUUGGUUUGGUAAGUGUAGGGAAACUUUCAGUAAUAAACUCUUUGGAAAAAAACCUGACUUGGAAGGAGUAUGUCUACUUCUAAGAAUGUUGGGCUAAGUAAAAAGUGCCAUGUAUAACUCUGAUAAUAUUUGAGAUCCAAUGUAGUUGAGACUCCCAUUCAUUUUUUUUUCAGUCUCGAUGGAGUUCUUUUUUUUUUAACUUUUAUUAUGUCUGUCUAUCUAUCUAUCUAUCUAUCUAUCUAUCAUUUAUUUAUUUAAAAAUAGCACAGACAACUGUUGGAGCAAAGUAAGAUUUUCUGUCCCAAAUAGUUAGCAGUCCACACAUAGCUAAUGAUUUAGUUAAUAGUUAAUGAUUUCUACACAUAGCAUUUUCUUUCCCCAAUACACAGCUCUAUGUCAGGGAUACGUUGUAAGUUUUAGCCUUGGUGGAGGACACCUAGGGACUGCCAGCUCAGGGUCUUUGCAAUAUCCUGCUAUAUGCUUGUGUUCUUUUCCCACUUUGAAAUCACCACUUCAUUCUCAUACUUAGGUUUCUUCUUAAACAUCUCUUCCAAGAGAGCUUUCUCUUCCCUUAUUUAUAAUAUUUAAAUUUCUUGCUUUUGUGUUUACUUUUUUGGUCGCCUUUAUUUGAAAUGUACCUACCAAGCUUCUGUCUCUGUAUCUCAGUCUCACUUAAAGGAGAUGCUGUCUGCCCAGUUUGCCGUCAAUGAGGCUGUUAGUCACCCUAUACCCAUACCCUUUCAAAUUACACUUCUGGUCCAUUGUCAAAAUCUGUCAACUACUGGCUUCAGAUUACCUUCAGAAUAAAGCCCAAAUUUCUUGGCAUAUGUCGCUCCCUGCUUACAUUUUCAAGAUCUUGCUACUCUUGCCACUCUUCCCAAUUAUGUUGACUAUUUACAGUUCUUCAAAUACACUUCUUACUUCUUUGUGCUUUCGUUCACACUGUUGUCACUGCAUGUAAUGAUCACUCUCCCACAUGCCUUACUCAUUCCUACUUAUUCUACUUAUCCUCCAAAGUCAAAGUCAGGUGUUAUCUCCUUCCUCCAUCCCCCACUACUAAAUGAGUGAAGUACCUACCCUUCCUUAUGCUUCUGUAAUUCCCAGGACAUGUACUUCUUUUAUAUCACUUUUUAAACUUAAUGAGACUUAUCAUUUUGCUUUUAUGCUUUCCCCAGAGAGAAUAAAAGUUGAGGUUAGAAAUUUUGUGUUAUCAUAGCUUCAUGAAUAGUGCCAUUUUGUGAAUGAAUGUGUGAGUGAAUAGAUGAAUAUCAAAAAAGCACAUAGAGAGUGGCUGUUGAAAUUGGUUUUCAGUGACUCAAGAUGUUAUGAACACUCCCUUAUGCUUCUAUUUUUCAGGUAAAAAAAAUCAUGUAGUCCAGACAUUCCAAGAAAAUACAGUGAAACAAUUGCAUUCCCAAGGCAUAUAGACAUUGAACCAUUCAGAUUUUGUGAAUUUCCAUUGUUUAUCCAAUGAAUAUUUCUUUAUUUUUAACUGUGAAGAUGGAGCAACAUACAUUU
Phyllostomus discolor (pale spear-nosed bat) is the source of this 3291-nucleotide messenger RNA. Its product is annotated as thymosin beta-4-like. Gene Ontology annotation, molecular function: actin monomer binding. The record is from RefSeq and is a predicted model, not a curated record. NCBI's taxonomy places the organism in Eukaryota, Metazoa, Chordata, Mammalia, Chiroptera, Phyllostomidae. Gene Ontology annotation, biological process: regulation of cell migration; actin filament organization. Bases 934 to 1068 code for a protein of 44 amino acids. The transcript has a single exon. Gene Ontology annotation, cellular component: cytoplasm.